Amaranthus tricolor (Joseph's coat) is the source of this 8413-nucleotide messenger RNA. RefSeq lists its product as uncharacterized. The record is from RefSeq and is a predicted model, not a curated record. Gene Ontology annotation, biological process: vacuolar acidification. NCBI's taxonomy places the organism in Eukaryota, Viridiplantae, Streptophyta, Magnoliopsida, Caryophyllales, Amaranthaceae. The transcript is spliced from 16 exons. Gene Ontology annotation, molecular function: protein binding. Bases 119 to 7714 code for a protein of 2531 amino acids. Gene Ontology annotation, cellular component: RAVE complex.
UCCAGUGGUACUCGAGAGACCAGACCCAAAUUAGAAACAGUCGAAUAAACUUUCAAUAUCCUCAAUUCAUAACAUCAUAAUUCACACCAUAUGAGUGUCAAACCUCAAAACGACAACAAUGGUGGAAACCACUCCUUCCAUGACCGAUCUAAUUGACAACCUUCCUCUACAUUUGAUCAAAUCAGAAACAAUUCCACCAUCCCCAAAUGUUUUUGAAUCUGGAUCUUCCGCCAUUGAUUGGUUGCCUGACUUUGCCGGUUAUUCAUGGAUAGGUUAUGGAGCUUCUUCUCUUCUUGUAAUUUCUCACUUUCCUUCUCCUUUAUCUCCUCAGCAGUCUCACAUCGGUCCUAUUUUCCGUCAAGUUUUUGAACUUUCCGAUUCAUUCGACGUUAGUUCUGUCGUUUGGUCGCCAGAAAAUCCUUCUUCGGGAGAAAUCACUGCAUCAGCUCAUAAUCGUAUUUUUCUCUUUCAGUAUGACUGUACUCCAGGUUGUUUUUGUUGGAGUCAGACUGCUUUACUUGUGCAAUCUGCCAAGAUUGAGGCUGUUGCAUGGACGGGCUCUGCAGAUGGGAUAAUUUCGGUAGGGCUUGAAGUAGUUUUAUGGAAAAGAAAAGUUAAAUCUUGGGAAAUAGCUUGGAAGUUCAGUCUGAACGUCCCUCAAACUCUGGUUUCUUCAACUUGGUCACUUGAAGGUCCUUUAGCAACGGGUGUAUAUUCCACAAAAUUACAUGCAAAAGGGUUAGCUACUAUGCCCUGCAAUUCAAGUGACCAUCUUAGUGUAUUUCAGUAUGACGGUAAAUCUGGAUACAUUGCUUCUGAAUUACGGCAUCCUCAACCUGUUUUGGCGAUGCAGUGGAGACCUUGUGGAGGACGCCAACUAAAAGAUGCUCUAUAUGCACCAAGGCAUUUCCUGCUCACUAGCUGCUUAGAUGGGGCUGCCAGGUUGUGGUGUGAGGUUGAUGCUAGUAGAAUUCGGAAAGGAAACAAGGAGAACCGUGACAAGUCAACCCAUAGGCAAUCUUUUUGUGUGGUUGCUGUCAUAGAACUUAAUCAAUCAUUGGGUGGUAUUCUCGGAAAAGAUAUUUUUAUAGAGUGGGCACUAGAAGCAGACGGCAUAGUAUCUGCAGGAGGUGUCCUUAAUGAAGUGCUCACUGCCGAGAGAAACCAAAAUGAUGAUGUUGGCAGUUGUGAAUGGUUGAUUGGGGUUGGUCCGAGCCAACUGCUUACGUUCUGGUCUGUUCAUUGCCUUGAUGACAUUGCUACGAUGCGGUCUCCACGGGUUACAUUAUGGAAGAGAUAUGAAGUGACAAAACCUGAUCUGAAAAUCUCUUGUAGAAGCAAUAGUUUAAGUUGUUUUGAAGAAUCUUGUUACAAGAAAGGUUCUAUAUGGAGGAAUCAACUCUUUGGUCCACCAGUCAUAUGCUCGUUAAUUCAGUUUUUUCCUUGUAAUUCCUUGAUCUGCUCAGUGUUAUAUAAUCAGUCAAUGCAGAAGGCGGAGGGGAAAUCUUCUCAUGUAUGUGAAAUGGAUAACAAAUUGUCUUGUCAGUCUGGAGGAUUCUUGGAUACUCUUGGUCACUCUGGUAAAAUUUUACAAGUUACUGUUCAUCCAUACAUGCAUGAAGUUGAACUUGCUGUUUCCUUAGAUUCCAAUGGGUUACUUAUAUUUUGGUCUAUUCACACCAAUUCUUAUAGCCUUUCUUGUCUUCCAACUUUAACCCCUUCGUGGCGAGUGAAAGGGAAGUUUUUACUACAGGAGACUGUAUCACAAGAUAUGAUUUUGUAUUGGGCACCAUCAUGGCUGGAAGAUCACCAGGUUCUUCUCAUUGGACACACUCAAGGAAUAGAUUGCUUUAUUGUAAAAACCAGCGUACCUGAAGAAGACUAUAUCCAAUGCCAUAAGCUUUGCACUAUUCCUUUCGUCAGGCAUGAUCAUUUAGAAGGGCCUGACAAGAUUCUUUCAGUUCCCUUACAUUCCACUUCUAAAAAAGAUUCAAAUUGCGAUCAUUUCUUGCUUUUUGGGGUAUGGAUGAAGAAUUGUUUGGUUGAAUCAUGGAAAUUGACCUUGCAUUCCUGUGAGCUAUCUGAAAAUGGUCAUAGGUACUCCGCUGACCCUAGAAAUAAUAAUGGCUUCAGCACAUGCAUUUAUAAAACUGACUUUGCCGGAAAAACAUAUAGCAUUGCUGUAAGUCCAUCCUCAUCAUUUUUGUUAGAUGAUCAUGAUGAAAUUACAAGUGUCUCCAUGGUAUCACCAAGCAUAUCAAUGCAUUCUCACAAGUUGUUAAAUGAUUGCUAUUCAUGUGGUUCUCUAUAUCACAUGGCCACAGGGCACUCCGAUGGAAGGUCAAGGCUAUGGAGAUUUAACCUAUCUGAAUCUUCAGUAGAUCACACUCCUUUUGAGCUAGUUGGUGUUUUUAGUUCCCUUGAAGGACCUGUUAAUGCAAUCUCUGUUUCUGAUUGGGGUCAGAGGAUUGCAACGAUAUGUCCAGAUGGUCUUGAAAAUAAUGUGAACAUGCUUUUUAUAUGGGAGCCACUGCAUCUAACAGGAGUUGGGACUCUGGAACUGGAAGACAAGAUAUGCCUGCAUGGUAAAGUUAUGGCUUUCAACUGGUUUCAAAUGGAAAAUAUUUUGUUUUUUGGGGUCUGUUUCCGGAAUGAGCUGCAUAUAUAUUCACGAAGGAUAUAUAACAUUCAUGCUUCAUCGGAUUUGGAAAAGCCCCAGGGAGCAUCCACUUGGGUCUGCAUUGGUGUGGUGCAUACUUCGUCUACUAUUUGUGACUUUGUUUUAGGGCCUAGGGGCACACUUAUUGUCAUUCAUGAAAACUUCUUUACUCUCUUUAGCCAUUGGUCAUUCUUUACUGUUAAGAAGCAUCUGAAUGAUCAGCACUUGAACACAGAUACUACGUCAUAUUUGAAGAAUGAGAUGGAUUGUGGUAUUCCUGCAUUCUCUGUGGGUAAAGUUCUGAUUUGUGAAGAGAUGUCAUUAGAGAAGAGUAGUGAGGAUGCUUUCUGCCCUCCUUUGACAAAGGCAUAUCGUGAUGUAAGCUUUCGGAUCAAAGAUGGUGCUCAACAAAUUGCUUUUGCACCAAACAAGGAUUCCGUUGUGAGCAUGACACAGAUAGCUGAAAAAUUGGGUGGUCCCUUACCUUUCUAUCACCCUGAGGCGCUCUUGACGAAUAUAUAUUCAGGCAACUGGAAACGUGCAUAUGCAGCUGUUUGUCAUCUUUUUGACUGCCUGACCUUAAAUGAUACGGUCGACCAAAGAGCAAACCCUCCAAAAUCUAGUAUCACUAUUGGGCAGAUCAAAUUGUCGAAGUAUUUUGAGGGACAGCUAUCAAAGGGAAGAGAUGAUCAAGGAAUUCAGUGGAACAAUGAUCUUGACACAAACACUUGGUCUCAACAUUCAGUACGAGGGCUGAUGCAUUUUGCUGAUACUUAUGUGAGUAAUGCUGUCAACUCCGCGUCUGCUGCAUCUACCACAAGCUUUGAGCCACAUAGAUUGCAUGAAUUGCUAGAGAAGUUGCAUCCCAAUCAUGCUGUCACAGAUUUGCAGAAGAUGCAGAUGCUUGCAAUUAUAGACCUUCUGAAUGAAAUUAGUAAUUCACAAUCUACCUCUGCAUAUGAGAGUCUUGAUGAUCCAGGUAGAAGGUUUUGGUGUGCAAUAAGGCUACAGCAAUUGGAUUUUCAAAGGAGAUACAGUAGAACUCCAUCAGUUGCGGAAUUAGUUGUUGACUCUAGGCUGAUGGUUUGGGCAUUCCAUUCUGAUUGUCAAGCAAGCUUGUUUACUUCAAUUCUCCCAACUGAACCAAAAUGGGAAGAUAUGCGGAAGUUGGGAGUUGGCUUUUGGUUGACAAAUCUUACUGACCUACGCAGUAAGAUGGAGAAACUGGCAAGAUCUCAGUAUUUAAAAAAUAAAGAUCCAAAGGCGUGUGCGCUUCUAUACAUAGCAUUAAAUAGACUUCAAGUCUUGGCUGGAUUAUUCAAGAUCAGUAAGGAUGAGAAGGACAAGCCUCUGGUUGCAUUUUUAUCUCGCAAUUUUCAGGAGGAGCGACAUCGAGCUGCUGCUUUGAAAAAUGCUUAUGUAUUGAUGGGGAGGCAUCAGUAUGAGUUGGCAAUCGGAUUUUUCCUGCUUGGAGGUGAUAUUAUUUCUGCUAUCACUGUCUGUGCAAAGACUUUUGGAGAUGACCAACUUGCUCUUGUAAUUUGUCGCCUCUUUGAGGGGCAGGGUGGAGCAUCAGAACGCCACCUAAUAUCAAAAAUUUUACUUCCAUCUGCUAUUGAGAAAGGCGACUACUGGCUAGCAAGUGUUCUAGAGUGGGUAUUGGGUAAUUACCUUCAAUCAUUUUUGAUUGUUCUCGGUUUGCAAGGGGACAUUACUGCCUCGGAGUCUGAAAACUCAUUUAAACAUGCCGCUUUUCUUGACCCUAGUAUUGGUCAGUUUUGCGAAAUGUUAGCAACUAAAAAUAGCUUGAGAAAUGCAGCUGGAGAGAGAAAUACUGCCAUUUUGUGUGGCUGGGCUACUGUGAUGAUUGCUUCUGCUUUCAACAAAUGUGGCCUUCCUCUUGAAGCUCUGGAGUAUCUCUCAUCAUCUGUGAGCAUUCUUGGAGUUCUAGAUCAGAGACCAAAUUGCGGAGAUUCAGAAACUCUACCCACAGUACUGCAUCCUUCUCCGAAUCAUUCUUCGAGAUGGCUGUCACAUGAGGUGGCUUGUCAUUUGGCAUACCAAGUUAAACUAGAUUUAGCAAUGCAGCAUGCCAUCAAAUUAUUCAAAGAAUGUCCUUGCUGGAUCAACAAUAGCUUGGGGUUAACCAAAGCUGGUGCUGGUGUCACAAGCUCUGUGGAGGAUGAGAUAAGUCAAUUUGGUUCUUAUCAUAGAAAUUUUGAGCAGCUGUUGGAUUCUGAUCUUGCAUAUCUGGAGCAGAAGUUUUCUGUGGCUCGAGAUACCCUGCUUGAUAAGAUUAUGUUUACUUUAGACAACGGAAAAUUGUUGCUCCAUGGCUAUCAUGUUUUCACUUCUCAAGUUCAUUUGCCUUCCACAAGCCAUUGUGACUAUUUGUCAUCUUGGUUGUUUAAGAAUUUUGUAAAAGCCAGCGACUAUUUGUCCUUUUCACUUCCAAGAUUUGUGAUUUCUAGUGUUAUAGCAAGUACCCAGAUGCUGGCUUCAUCCAAGCGAAGUUUAUCAGCUGCCAAAGCAUAUUGCGGCUUCAGUUUUUUGGAGUUUUACAUGCAGGGUUUGAUGCUAUCCAUCUCCAGUCUAAAAGGUUUUUUAAUGAUGCAAUGGAAUGAUAGUUAUAGACACCUUAUUAGACAGUAUAUUUCUGCUCUUGAUAUCUGCAAUUAUUGUAUGUUAUUCGCUUCAUCAAUGCUUCAGUGUAAUCAUAAAGCUCUUGAUGCAAUGCUACAACAAAUGUCUUCCGCUGACAAAAAUAAUGGAGAAACUGAUAUUGUAAGUUUACGUAUAAUCCUUGGACAUGUAGUCGAGGCACUAUGCCUCGAAACACGGAACCUUGAUGGUUUCCUGGGUUCUCGAGAAUUUCAUCAGGAAAAUGGAGGGGACACAAUGUACAUCACAAACAUCACAACAGAAGAUGAGAAAUGGAUUAUUCUUAGGUUUUGUUUGUGGCAUCAUUUAUCAAAAUUUGUUGAAAUCAAGCUGAAUCAACUAUCCAGUAAACUACCUUGUGAUCCCGUGGCUAAUACAGCUACUUUAGAUUCUAGUUUAUCUUCUGACGUUGAUGGUGUUUCUUCUCUCAAAAAUAUUAUACAAGUCUUAACAAUCUUCAUUGAAACAAUUAGAAACACCUUUACAAAUUUACUGCCUCAUCUUGCAAGGCAAGUUGCAAUUUUCCUUAGGCAGAAGGUGGAAGAUGGUACGUCUGAGUCUAUUCUAGUGUGGUUGGAGGAAUUUCAUCAAUCUACUCCUGGUAUGCUUCAUGAGCAUCUGGACAGAAGCUCUAGUACUUUAGAAGUUUUGGAAAUAGGAAAUUCAUGCUCAGAGUUACUAGCACAAAUUUACAAUUGUCCUAGAAUUGUCAAUGAAAUGCUUGCCCAUAUUUCAGUUAAGAUGCCAGAGCUCAUUCAUGGGAAGGUUUGUAAAAGGUGGAACCAAUUACGUUUUUCUAUGCCCAAAGGGCUUGAGAAACUGGAAAGUUAUAAACAAGAAGGUAUUUUUGAUGGAAGUCCUCGGUAUAAUAAAAGUAAAAGCCCUUCCGCAGGUUCUGAACAGAAUCAUAACCUUAUGGGCUCGGAUAAAAAGGAACCAGCUUUCACAAAGAAGGUGGUUCCCUUCAACAAUCCAAAAGAAAUUUAUAGGAGAACUGGAGAAUUGUUGGAGGCAUUCUGUAUUAAUUCCAUAGAACCACAGCAUGCUGUACUUGCCAGCAACAAAAAGGGAAUAAGCUACUUUAGUUGGGGUGAUGGAUUACCUUUCAGUGAUCCAUCAGAUUAUAUCUGGGCACAAGCUGAUUGGCCACAGGAUGGUUGGGCUUGUAUGGAGUCUACUCCAGCUCCUAUUUGUAAUUCUCCUAGUUUAAGCUUUGGAAGUGAUAAAAGUACACAGCUUGGAUUGGAUGGAGCUACGGUUGGUGCUGGUUAUCGAUCAAAAAUUGGAAGGGAUUUGACUGGGGGUGGCGCAUUUGGGAUCCCUGGUUAUGCUGGCAUUGGUGCCACUGGAAUGGGCUGGGGAAUGGAUGAAUUUGAUAAAUUUGUUGAUCCACCCGCGACAUUGAGUAAUGUAACUGGAAGUGCUUUGGCUGCUCAUCCUUCAAGGCCUCUCUUUCUAGUUGGUUCUAGUAACACUCACAUUUACCUAUGGGAGUUUGGUGAAGAGAAAGCUAUUGCAACUUAUGGAGUACUGGCUGCUGCUAAUGUGCCUCCUCCAUAUCCUCUUGCAUCUGUUAGUGGUUUGCAGUUUGAUCGAUGUGGACAUAGAUUUGCUAGCAGUGCAUUGGAUGGAACUGUAUCUGCCUGGCAACUGGAGGUAGGAGGAAGGAGCAAUGUCAGACCAACAGAGUCAUCUCGUUGCUUCAGUGGCCAAGUGUUGGACGUAUGUUAUGUGGGAACCAGUGGGUCUAUUAUAGCUGCUUCUGGUUAUAGUUCAAAUGGUGUUAAUGUGGUUAUAUGGGAUACACUAGCUCCCCCAUCAAGCUCCAGAGCGUCUGUGAUGUGCCAUGAAGGUAGUGCCUGCUCCAUUGCUGUGUUUGAUAAUGAUGUCGGAACGGGUUCUAUUUCUCCCCUAAUUGUUACUGGUGGAAAAGGUGGUGACGUUGGACUUCAUGAUUUUAGGUAUAUAGCUACAGGAAAGAGUAAGAGAAGGCAUUCAAAUGCUGUUGAGAGGAUGGCGGAUUCAGAUGCUAUUGAUAUGCGAUCUGAACUCUCUUCAACUGUGGGAGAUCAAAAUCGACAUGGAAUGCUGUGGUAUAUACCAAAGGCUCACUCAGGGAGCGUCACCAAGAUUUCAACGAUACCAAAUACAAGCUUUUUCUUGACUGGAAGCAAGGAUGGAGAUGUUAAACUUUGGGAUGCUAAGAAUGCUAGCUUAGUCUUUCAUUGGCCAAGAUUACAUGAGAGACAUACCUUUCUCCAGCGUAAUUCCCAAAGUUUCGGAGGAGUCUCUAGGGUUGGUGUCACAGAUAUUCAAGUUAUUUCGGAUGGUUUUCUUACUUGCGGAGGAGAUGGUUUAGUAAAAAUGGUCCAGCUGAACAGUUUGCGUGAAUAGUGAUUAGUUGAAGCUAUUGUAUUUCACUCAAAAUCCGGUGUGGUUCACUCUGUUCUAUUAUUUUCUCAUUGCAUAAGCACCGGAAGUUCAGUGUGGAUCCUAUUUUGCCACCUUCUGGAAGUUGCAAAAAACCUCGUGUUUCAUCGAAUUUCACUUCUUCCUGAAGCUUUGAAUCUGUAUAGCCUCGAUUCUAAUGCCUGUUCAAGGAUGUUGCCGCUUGGUCGCCCUUGUUAAACAAAGAAUCGACCUGAUUUGAUCCCCUCGAAUAAUGCUCAUUACUGAGACGUGAUCUUAGAAAUUGCCCAUGAGUAGAUGGGAAUGUAAAAUGUAGGGCUGUCAGGUUAGGGGUAUAUUUUGCUCUCAAAAUUGUUGUUGGUUAGUAUUUCAUAGCAUAGUCAAAAGUAAAAUUUGUAGCAUAGUGUGUGAUAUAUAUAUAUAGUCAUGUAACAAUUGUAUAUUCGUAACAAAGUUUCUGGUGGAAUAACAUUAGAAUCAUUUAUAAUACUUCUAUAUGAUAGAGGAUAAACUUCUAUAUUACAGAUUAGUGGUAGCAAAGUUGUUUUGUGUUUACUUUAGUUCACACAUAUUGUGUAGUACUUAAAUCAAAGGGCCUUUUAUUUGGUUCAAUGAAUACUUUUCUACAUUUCAAAUUAAUAAUAAAACGUAAAUCGUCAAAUAACCAACAAUCAACAAUUUUGU